Vitrella brassicaformis is the source of this 3071-nucleotide messenger RNA. The record is from the annotation of a GenBank genome assembly. NCBI's taxonomy places the organism in Eukaryota, Vitrellaceae.
CUCCGCACCCCCACACAGCGUAUCUGCGAUGAAAUCCCCUCACCGGCCCCUCCCACACACCCCUACACAGGCGUCUAUCUGUCAGUGCUCGUGAAGUCCUCAUUCACGAGCAGCGACGGAGGUGCCUUGGUGUCUCCUUUGUCUCUCUGCUGGCCACUCGUCGCCUCAGCCAGCCGCCGCACCGCGCGCACCGAGGCCUCCCUGAACAGACAGACCAAGGAAGGAAGGCACACACGCAUACAAUACACACGCGCCUCUGGGUGUCUGUCUAUGUGUGUGUGAGGCGCGUUGCCGCUAGUCAGCUCAGCUGACUGACCUGCAGGCUGUAGCGAUGAGGGAUGGCGAGAAGCAAGCUGAGGGCCCGAUUGCAGCCAGCACCGACGUCAGCACAGCGGGAGAGCACACCUGCGAUGAGUCGAGGAGACACUGACCUGCAAGGCGGCUUGUGGUGUCCGCGGUGUGGUGACCUCCAUUCUGUGUUGCAGGUAGAGAGAGAGCAGCGCCUUCUGGUCGUCGGCCGUCCAUUCCCACGGCGCCUUGGUGCUGUAGGCGCAGCCGAGCCGCCACGGCUGCAGGCACCAAACCAGACAGAUACCAACACAGAAAGAGGUAUCUGUGGGAUGUGUUGGUGGGAGGUGGCCGGUCACCCUCAUGAGCCUCUGGUCGGUCUCUGACGCGCAUCGCACGAUAGCCACCACCAUGACGGCGCCCUCAGUGCGUCGCAACGGCGGACCGCCAAACCGCCGGAUCCUGCACACACGCACAUUCCCGCGCAUUCACACAUGUGUAUCUCACUACUCAAACCGGUCGAUUUCGUCCAGUUGGUCGAUGAGCACGGCCUUCAUCCUGCCCAUGGUGUCCUGGCUGGACGUGCCGUCGACAUGGCCGUCACAGGCGUCGGCAGCUGGAGGUUGCGCGGCCCAUGAGUCCAGCCCCUCGAGCAGCAGGAUGCAGGGGGCCGACUGGCGCAGCGAGCGGAACACACUGGUGAGGACCUUCUCGGAGUGGCCGACGGUGGGGCGGAUGAGGUCGGCACACACCGUCACGAUGACAGACGCCCGGCACUCGUGCGCCAGACACUCGGCGAGGUAGCUCUUCCCUUACACACACAGACACAGAUACAGAUGACGGCGGCCGCAUGAAUGACGAGCGCCCUCACUCACUCAGCACCUGAUCCAGCGGUGCCCUCGAGGAUGAUGCCCACCGGCGGACAGUCCCCCUCUCCGCCAUCGCCCUCCCCCGAUGUCAAGCGACAGAAUGGACCCACUACAUUCUCACGCAGCCGAGCGAUGAGCUCAUCCUCCCCGCCCACGGCAGGAAAGCCCCGCAGCGGCAGGCCCGUAGCUGUCCACAGACACACACAGACACACAGACAUAGAGGGAGAGAGCAGAGGCCGGCGUGUGUGUUUGUGUGGGGGUGGGUGAAUGGCUGCCUGCCUGCCUGGGUCAAGUGGGUAGAUGCGUGAAGGUGACACAGAGGGCAUCGAGGGGCGGAAGGGCAGGUAGGUGAACAGAGAGCCUCUGACCCGACAGACAGAAACGGCAAUGAACGCCCACACAGUUCCGGCCGGGCAUGUGCCCAUUUACACGACAAACAUCCCUACUUCAUCGCUGCCGGCGUGACGUGCUCCAGCGCCUUUUCGAAAUCCGGCCGCUGCACGUCCAUGGGACUCUUGUCGGACUGGUUUCGGUGGAUGGCCCCUAACGCCGCCUGGCCGACCAGACCACAUCACACACAGACACAUCACAUGCAUGGCAUGAUGGCUGCCCUGCUGGGCACAUGGUCUACCUGUCUAGUGAGCGUGGCGAUGUCAGAUGGGAGCAGGCCUGCCGUCCAGCUGGCGACUUCGCUGCACAAAAAGGGAGAUCUACCUCUCUCUCUCUCCCUCUGUGUGUGUGUGUGUGUGUUUGGGGCUGACGACUGACUUGAGCACCGCCGACUUGUCAUCGACAGGGAGAGCCCGGCAGCACACUUCAAGCACCUGCAGACAAAGAAGCAUGGCAUGGUAGGUACACCUCUUUCUUGUCUCUAUCCAUCCCCCCUCCCUCCCUGUGCGUAUCUGACCGACCUCCCGUCUGGCCUGCUGGUCCAUCGGCACACGCAGCCGCACACAGCGGUCCACCAUCCCAACGCCCAUGAGCUCACGAACCAGCGGCCCUUCACUCUCCUCUCCCACCACCCACUCGCCAGUCUCAUCCCUCGACGUCGGCACAGCGGAGCAGACGGGCACCAAUGCCACCACAGACAGACGCUCGAGUGACCAUGUGCGCAUGAAGUGGCACAGCAGCUCGAUCAGGCACUUCCUCCUCCUCUCUGUGGCCAGCUGCUGCCGCCGUCUGAGUGUGUGUGUUGGGGGCCUGAGGACGUCCGCCGACUCUAUGAGCAGGAAAAUUGGCUGCUGCUGGUGCUGCUGCUGCUGCUGCUGCUGCCGAGCCAGAGAGGUGACCGCCAUCAGAGUGCCUUCGAGAGAGAGCUGGGGCAGCCUCGGCCCUUCCAACACCAACACGCCCGCCCUAUCAACACACACACACCCUAUCACUGCGCCGCAUUCACGGACCCUUUCUACCAGCCAACCUGUUCGCUCCCUUGCUUUCGACAGGCGUGUUCUCGGCGAUGAGCCGCUCAAUUGUGAGUGAGAGGUCUGCCUUCUCGUCAGCCGCCGCCCACGGGUGGGCGGCCGUCAUGUAGUCGACCAUGUUGACGGUGACGAGAGGUGGCCGGCCGGCCGGGUGAGAGGGGAAUGACAGGGCAAGACGCUCGCAGAAGAAGGACUUGCCCGAGCCUGCACACACACACACGGGCGCAACCACCACAGCACGCGAGAGGGAUUCCUCACUGAGGGAAUGAUGAAUGAAUGAAUGAAACGCGCGGAUGCUCACCUCACCUGAUGGGCCGACUACGGCAAUGCCGACGCUGUGAGGCGUCAAGGGCAGCCCUUCCUGUGCGGCUGGUGCUGAUCUCUCCAGCACCCACUGCAUGACCUCCUCUGCCAGAUCUCUGCACCCGCCAACCACACUCGUGAAGCGCUCCAGCCACGUACCCUCCAUUCCUUAGGCUCUGCGCCUUUUUU